GUAACCCCUGCUGCCCUCUGACGGUUGCAUUUGAGGUGUGGCUGAGGCGGUGGUGUGCGGCUUGCCGGGCGCUGCUGCUGUUUUUGAUAAGACCGAGAUUGCUCCCGGCAUUGAGUCGGCUAGAGCAUGGCGGCCAUCCGGAAGAAGCUGGUGAUCGUGGGCGACGGCGCCUGCGGAAAGACCUGCCUGCUGAUCGUGUUCAGCAAGGACCAGUUCCCCGAGGUGUACGUGCCCACCGUCUUCGAGAACUACGUGGCCGACAUCGAGGUCGACGGCAAACAGGUGGAGCUGGCGCUGUGGGACACGGCCGGCCAGGAGGACUACGACCGGCUGCGGCCCCUCAGCUACCCGGACACGGACGUGAUCCUCAUGUGCUUCUCGAUCGACUCGCCCGACUCGCUCGAGAACAUCCCUGAGAAGUGGACGCCCGAGGUCAAACACUUCUGUCCCAACGUGCCCAUCAUCCUGGUCGGCAACAAGAAGGACCUGCGGAACGAUCCGAACACCAUUAAAGAGCUGAGCAAGAUGAAGCAGGAGCCGGUGCGGCCGGAGGAGGGGCGCGCCAUGGCUGAGAAAAUCAACGCCUUCGCCUACCUUGAGUGCUCGGCCAAAAGCAAGGAGGGCGUCCGAGAGGUGUUUGAGACUGCCACGCGCGCGGCCUUGCAGGUGAAGAAGAAGAAGCGCGCCCGAUGCCGGCUGUUGUAGGUGGCUCGGCCGCUGUCAGGACACGCCGCGCGGCCGGCCAGCGCCACCCAGCGGCCGACCAGCGCUACCCAGCGACCGGCCAGCGCGGCCCAGCGGCCGGCCGAGCGCUGCCCGCUUCCCGCCGCCUCGCUCUGAUUCAAUAAUCCGGUGAUUGAGCGUCCCGGUGCGGGCGCGGCGUCCCUCCUCUCCCACUGUCGCCGCUUCCAGACCCUCGUCUGCCUCGCGCGCUCGUGAUUGGCGCGCCGCGCGUCGCCGCCGCCAGCGCGCGCCCCCAGCGGGCGCGGACGCCGGCGCCGAACGCUGAGGGUGCGGCCCGCCGCUGUCAGGGACCGCGCGCAGCCGCCGGCCAGCAGGGCCGAUCGUGCCGGGAGCCCGCCGCCGCCGUAUGUGACUGUCAAUGUGUGGCAUUGUGUAAUCAGUAUCCGCAGUAGCUAAAGCUAUCGUUCCGUCGCAGCAGGCGAAUUGUCACAACUGCGAUGAUGCUGAGAUGUUUUGAUAUUUCCAUGGAUCCUUCGUACCAAUAAAUUUAUUUUAAAAUCACAAUA
Messenger RNA from Pollicipes pollicipes, 1250 nucleotides. Its product is annotated as ras-like GTP-binding protein Rho1. Gene Ontology annotation, biological process: small GTPase-mediated signal transduction. NCBI's taxonomy places the organism in Eukaryota, Metazoa, Arthropoda, Thecostraca, Pollicipedomorpha, Pollicipedidae. Gene Ontology annotation, molecular function: GTPase activity; GTP binding. Bases 127 to 705 code for a protein of 192 amino acids. The record is from RefSeq and is a predicted model, not a curated record. The transcript is spliced from 5 exons.